Molecule: messenger RNA, 1677 nt
Organism: Scatophagus argus
Lineage: Eukaryota; Metazoa; Chordata; Actinopteri; Scatophagidae
Gene: dhdds
Product: dehydrodolichyl diphosphate synthase
Exons: 9
Coding region: 105-1112 (335 amino acids)
Biological process (GO): polyprenol biosynthetic process
Cellular component (GO): dehydrodolichyl diphosphate synthase complex; endoplasmic reticulum
Molecular function (GO): ditrans,polycis-polyprenyl diphosphate synthase [(2E,6E)-farnesyl diphosphate specific] activity
Source: RefSeq, a predicted model, not a curated record
CUACGUCACUUUACUCCAAUGCGGAAGAGCUCGUCAUCGUAAAAGCUGUGAGUUGGAAGGUCUGUGAGGUGUAAUGAAAUUAUGGUGAAUUUUACCGUCCGAACAUGUCGUGGAUAAAGGAAGGUGAAUUAAAUCUGCUUGAAAAGUUUUCAGCUAAUAUCCUGAAGGCCGGACCCAUGCCUAAACAUGUAGCCUUCAUCAUGGAUGGUAAUCGUCGCUUCGCACGUAAGAAAAACAUGGGGUGCCUUAAAGGGCAUAUGCAGGGCUUCAACAAGCUUGCAGAGACAUUACGUUGGUGCAAGCAUCUGAACAUCCAAGAGGUUACAGUGUACGCCUUCAGCAUUGAGAACUUCAAGCGCACCCAAGAUGAGGUGGAUGGGCUGAUGGACCUGGCCAGGGAGAAAUUUAUGAAGCUGCUGGAGGAACGGGACAACCUGGAGAAACAUGGCGUUUGUAUCCGUGUGCUUGGUGACUUGAACUUGCUGCCACUCGACCUCCAGCAACUUAUUGCCAAAGCUGUGGUGUCAACCAAGGCACACAAUAAAUGUUUCCUGAAUGUGUGUUUUGCCUACACGUCAAGAUAUGAAAUCACCAAUGCAGUCAGAGAAAUGGCUUGGGGAGUGGAACAGGACCUGAUCAAAGCAAGUGAUGUUUCAGAAGCGUUGCUGAGUGAGUGUUUGUACAGCAAUAAUUCUCCCAAUCCUGAUCUGCUCAUCCGCACCUCUGGAGAGGUGCGCCUCAGCGACUUCCUUCUUUGGCAGACUUCCCACUCCUGUAUAGUCUUUCAGUCAAUUCUGUGGCCAGAGUACUCAUUCUGGAACCUGUGUGAAGCCAUUCUCCAAUAUCAACUAAAUUACAAAUCCAUUCAGAAAGCCAGAGAGCUCCAUCAAGAGCAUCAGGCCUUACAGCAGCUAGAGGAGGAUCGGGUAUGUGUGUCAGAGCACCUACAGCAUCAUGGGAAUGGAAAGCCCAUCGACGCCCAGAAAAGACAAGAGGCACUGCUACACUACAUCGCCUGCCGGGAAGAACGAAUUCAGAACUUCCUACAGGCACUGAAGCACAAGAGAGACUCUUAUUUUAAUGACUUAUGGAGUGAAGCCGUCUUAGCAUAGGAAAGCUCAGAAGAACAAACCCCAUGUUCAAGUGGGGAUUAAACCUCUCUUGUCCUCUUCCCCAAAAGGGCUUCUGUGGAAAAGGGAAGAGUGAAUGGUAACUGGGUAAGGAUUCAUUGUGUUACUGAUUAGAUGAGAGGAAAUAUUUACCCCCAUGGGGCUGUAGAGAAAUUAUUUAUGAUUGUAGAAUUAAAAAAAAAAAAGUCUAAUAUGUGGAAAUCUCUGGUCAAGAUGUAGUUAAAUUGUUAUGUAAACUGUCUGUCAAAUGCAUGCAAUUGGAAGAUCAAAUUAUAUGAGCGAAAGCAAGGGAUCCUGUAUUUUGGAAAUGUUUGUGAAGAAUUCAUCCAGAUAAAUAUAACUCAGUCCCGUUUUGCAUUUUUGUUGAUUUGCAAAGAAAGUGUCGUUUGUGGAGUGUGACGUGAAUGACAUAACUAGAUUUUGACCAGUUUUCUUAAACAGAAUAAAGUGUUAACUGUAUGUCAGAUAUGAUAAAAUCAUGUGAUAUUCAAUCCUUUAUACUUUAUUACAUGUUGGAUGUUUCCGCUGUCUUUGAUCAGUUGCCACA